This is a messenger RNA of Trematosphaeria pertusa, 657 nucleotides long. RefSeq lists its product as uncharacterized. Bases 1 to 657 code for a protein of 218 amino acids. The record is from RefSeq and is a predicted model, not a curated record. The transcript is spliced from 2 exons. NCBI's taxonomy places the organism in Eukaryota, Fungi, Ascomycota, Dothideomycetes, Pleosporales, Trematosphaeriaceae.
AUGCGUUUCUUCGACGUCGUUCUAUCGGGCGCUGCCCUGAUCAGUGCCGCUAUGGCUGUCCAGUUCACCUCUUUCCCGACCUCGAUCGAGCCGGGCAAGACGUACACGCUCGAAUGGACCCCGGCUGACGACACGCCCACUACCAUCAAGCUGCGCCAGGGCGACCCCAACGACCUUGACACCAUCGCUACUCUGACCGAUUCCGCGACCGGCGGUUCCUAUGAGUGGACUGUUGAUGCCUCGCUCCCCAACGCCAAUGACUACGCGCUCGAGAUCGACCAGGAGGGCGCCGACCCCAACUACAGCGACCUGAUCACGCUCACCGGCAGUUCUGCCGAGCCCAGCUCCUCCGGCUCUGCCUCGCCCUCUGCCACCGCCUCCGAGACUGCCUCUUCCACCGAGAUAAGCACCACCGUCGAGACCACCACCACUCUUAUCACGACCGCGACCUCUGCCUCUGCCUCCGUCUCGUCGACCAUAGGCUCCAACAGCACCAUUGCCAGCGCUACGCUCUCCAGCACCGGCUCGGGCUCGACCAGCGAACCCACUUCCUCCGGCGGCUCGCCGCCCCAGGAGACCAAUGCCGCUGGCAUGCUCGGCUCGAGCCCGCUGGCGCUCAUCUUCGGCGCUGUCGCCGCCAUGGCUUACCUGAACUAG